Sardina pilchardus (European sardine) is the source of this 1148-nucleotide messenger RNA. It is a transcript of the gene mgst3b, whose product is annotated as microsomal glutathione S-transferase 3b. Lineage: Eukaryota; Metazoa; Chordata; Actinopteri; Clupeiformes; Clupeidae. The transcript has 4 exons. Bases 124 to 549 code for a protein of 141 amino acids. Gene Ontology annotation, molecular function: glutathione transferase activity; glutathione peroxidase activity. Gene Ontology annotation, cellular component: endoplasmic reticulum; nuclear envelope; membrane. The record is from RefSeq and is a predicted model, not a curated record.
UCUACUAGAAAUCGCUUUGACCGGCCUGCCACUUCCUUCCUCAAAGAUCGUUGUUUCACUUGGGAAAACAAGAGACUAGAGACUAGACAGUAUAUUCACACGAUUGUAUGUUAAAGUAUCUGCAUGAUGGACGUUCUUGACGUGCUACCCUCAAAUUUCGGCCUUGUGAUCUUCACGUACCUAUACAGUUGGAUAAUGCUGGGUUAUCUUGCGGUCCAGGUUGGGUCUGCAAGGAAGAAAUAUGACGUGAAGUAUCCAACAAUGUACAGUGACAAGGAGCCAGUGUUCAACUGCAUUCAGAGAGCACAUCAGAAUACCUUGGAGGUAUAUCCUCAGUGGCUCGUCUUUCAGACUAUUGCAGCAUUGGUCUACCCUGUUGCUGCCUCUGUGUUGGGUGCCAUCUGGGUGACCAGUAGGUUCUCAUAUGCCUGGGGCUACUACACUGGAGAUCCUGCAAAGAGGAUGCGUGGCGUUUAUGGCUACAUUGGAUACUUCGGAGUCAUCAUUCUUUCAAUUUCCGUUGCUUUGCAACUACUGAAAGUGUUCUGAAAUGUAAUGUAAAUAUUUGUUAUUGUCAUGGCACACAGCUAGGUGAAAACAAUCAUGUUGCUCCAUCACACAUUGCUGUAGAUUUGAUCUGUUUGUGAUGUUUUCUCUAAAAUUGAUCUGUCUGCAUAAUGCACUGCUUUUAGUAAGCUAUUCAAAAAGACCACUAUUGCUUUUUAUCAGUUACUUCCAAUAAUGACAAGAUAAUUCUGGAUGUGUACACCAUCAGUUAUAUUUGAUGAUGUAUUGCAUCAGUAACACUUGGCAUGAAUGUUUUGCAUAUCUUUGUCUUUUCACAACAUGAAAUUGAAACAUCAAUUAAACAACUUCAGAUUUAAUAGUUAACUCAAUACCAGCCUUUGGGGUAGAAAGAGUAUUCUUUCUGCAACGAUGCUUUAGCUUUAUUCAGGUGAUGUGACAUAAACCAAGAAUGUCUUGUAGUUACUUGUUUCUUGGUUUUCUGUGUACAGUAUGUCAUCAUGAAAUGUCUGAAAAUUAAAGUAUGCUAUUGAACUGUAACUUAGUGGUUUGAUAACAAAUGGCAAACAUGUUCUAACUUCCUACAAGGGCUUGUGUUUUAACAAUAAAUUAUUUUACAAUGA